GCAGCGGCGGCGGCGGCGGAGGCUCGGGCGGUGUGGCACCUCCCUGAAGGCAAAGCCGCAGAGCUGGACAGACCCAGCAGCUCUGGAGGAGCUGGACGAGCUGCUUUAACAGUGUUAAACAGUGUUUUUAUGACUGGAGAAGCGUUUAGGAGCUGGAAUAUCUGUAGUUCCUGCUGGGCUCCAGGCUGAGGGAGGAUCUAAAGUUUGCUGUGAGGCUGUAGAGCUGGAGAAAGUUUGAGUUUGAGUUUCAGUUGAGCGAGUUCUGCAGUCUGGAGUUGAGUUGAGCUGGUGAAUCACUUUUUCCUUGCACUGCUGCUUUUUUACAGGGAUUGCACAAGCCUCAGUCUGGGGGAAGGAGUGUUCUGAACUGGACCUGGAUCUGCGGACGCUGGAUCGAGCCCUGUCUGGUGGAUAACUGACUGACAGGUGGUGAUUUCUGAAGUUGGAAGUCAGGAAAUCAGGAUGUAGACUCCAAGAAGUUUGGAAUAUUUGUGUUUGUUCCUUUGAUCUCAGUGAAUAAAGCAGCUCUGCAGUGGUGUGAACGUUUCAGGACCGUGAUGGCUUCAGUUUUGGGAUUAUUUCUGAGCCCUGGCUGGAAGAGGACGGCUGCAGGACACUCCUGAGACCCGAGACCCUCCUCCCUCGCUCAUGGAGCUCCAGCUGGGAUGCGGAUUGCUCUACUGCUUUCUGCUGCCAGCUUUCCUGCUAGCAGCCUGCCUGUUCCGCUACAACGCCCUGUCUUUAGUCUACCUUCUCUACCUGCUGCUGCUGCCAUGGUUCCUCUGGCCCAACAAACACACACUGCGAGGACACACAGGCCGGUUCAUCAAGGCUUUGUUCAGCACCAGUCUGCUCUUUGUGUUGGCUCACGUCUGCUUCCAGAUCUGCCUCUACACUGUCCCGGGCCUGGACAAUGAGCUGGGACACAACUGUAGCUCAUGGGAGAAUUUGGCAAGGCACAUUGGCGUGUCCAGGCUUCCUCUGGAUGAGCCCUGGACAGUGGUGCGUCUCCUGGCUCCUGAUCUGGGUGUCUUCAUCAUCUCUCUGAUCACUAUGGUCUUGUGCAACCGCUUGGUGAAGAGUCGAGAGGAAGGACCCACAGCCCAGAACUCCACAGCCAAUCAGGAGGAGUCUGGUACAGAUGAGGAGGAAGAGGAGGAGGAUGAUGAAGAUGGGGAGGAAGAUGAAGAUGAUGAGGAGGAUGGGAGGCAGUCAUCCAGUGCUCUUGAGGAAGAGUCCGGCAGAGCCGCUCUGCUGGCCGCCCGUCUGAGAGCCACGGCACAGCGCUUCCUCAGGAACAUCGGCCGGCUGCUGGCCGUCACCCUGCUGGCACUGGCUGGAAUCACAUUACCCUCAGCCUUCUCCUCCGUCUACUUCCUGCUCUUCAUUGGAGUGUGUACCUGGUGGGCCUGCCACUUUCCCAUCAGCCACCUGGGCUUCAACGCGCUGUGUGUGAUGGUCAGCUUCUUCACCGCGGGUCAUCUAGUAUGUCUGUAUCUGUACCAGAGCGACCUCGCCCAGACCAUCUUUACCCCAGACAGCCUGUGGGCCAGACUCUUCGGCCUCAAGGAUAUCAUCAUCCCUGCCAACUGCUCCUCCUCCGAUGCCCUCAUCCUCAACACAGAACACGAUUGGCCCGUCUACGUCAACCCCGGAAUCCUGCUCCUCCUCUACAUCACAGUGGCAACCAUCCUGAAGAUCAGCACCCACAGUUACUCAGAGACGAUUGUGGGCGAAGCCACCGUGACAGAAAGUGGCAGUGGAGAGGAGGUGGAGCUAAAGCAGUGGGGGGCGGGACGAAAAAGCCCUGAUGAUGACACUAAGCAAAUGCUGCUGGCCUCGGGGGAGAGCCCUGGGCAGGAAUCCGACCCAACUAACACUAAAGAACACGUCACUAACGGUUCCGGUCAGCAUGACCUCGGGCUCAGUACGUCAGCGGUGCAGCAGGAGGAAGAGGAGGACAGUGCUCUGCUCUUAGUGGGCAGGAUGAUCAUGCAGCAGAGCUACAUCUGUGCUCUCAUUGCCAUGAUGGUGUGGAGUAUCACCUACCACAGCUGGCUGACCUUCGUGCUGCUGUUGUGGGCGUGUCUGAUCUGGAUGCUGCGAGCGCGCCGACACUUUGCCAUGCUGUGCUCUCCGUUCAUCCUGCUGUACGGCCUGGGGCUCUGCUGCCUACAGUACGUCUGGGCCAUGCACCUGGAGCCCGAGCUGCCCCAGCACGUGGGCUACAUGAGCCUGAGGCAGAUGGGACUGGACCGAGCGACGUACCCCUGCCUGCGCCUUGGAGCCAUGCUGCUUUUCACUCUGACGUUUUGGCUGCUUUUAAGACAAUCAGUAAAGGAUAUUUUCUGGAGGAAGAAGAAACAGACGGCUCCACUGCAGGAGGUCACCACUGGAGAGAACACUGGGCGAGACGACUCUAUUCUGAAGCUGCUGGGCCGAGUGGUGAUGAGUCUGUACGCUAAGUACUGGAUCUACGUGUGCGGGGGCAUGUUCAUCAUGGUCAGCUUCGCCGGGAAACUCGUCGGCUACAAGAUUGUCUACAUGUUGCUGUUUCUGCUCUGCAUGUGUCUCUACCAGGUGUAUUACUCCCUGUGGAGGAGACUGCUGAAACCCUUCUGGUGGCUGGUGGUGGCGUACACCAUGCUAGUGCUCAUCGCUAUCUACACCUACCAGUUUGAGGAUUUCCCAGACUACUGGAGAAACUUCACCGGCUUCACAGAGGAACAGCUGUCAGAUAUUGGUCUGGAGACGUUUAAGCUGUCGGAGCUUUUCACCAGCAUCAUGAUCCCCGGCUUCUUCCUGCUGGCCUGCAUCCUGCAGCUGCACUACUUCCACAAGCCCUUCAUGAAGAUCACAGACCUGGAACACGUCACACCCCUGCACAGGAGGAGAACAGCCCCGAGGCCGGAGGUGCUGCAGAGUUCUGAGGGAGGGGGGUUUGAGGAGGAGGAUCUGCAGACGGAUCUGGGAGAUGAUGAAUCAGAGGAUGGUGUGAUGGUGCCCAGUAAGUGGGGGCUGGUGAUGGACAGGCUGAUGGUGCUCUUCAGGAAGUUCUCGGAUAUCCUGACCCUGAUCCAGGCUUUCCUCUGGAGGAUCCUGGAGCUCCACAUCCUCAAAAUCGUGGCCUUCUUCGUGGUGUGGGUGGCGCUGCUGGAGCCAUCUGUGAUGAAUCUGGUGUUGGUGGUGUUGUGGUCCUUUGCGAUGCCGUACGCUCGAUUCAGACCGAUGGCCUCCUGUCUGUCCACCGUCUGGGUCUGCGUCAUCAUCGUCUGCAAAAUGCUCUACCAGCUCAGCAUCGUCAACCCGAACGAGUACUCCAAUAACUGCACUGUGCCUCUUUCUAAUGAAACCAGUCUAGAGAUGAAUGAGAUUGUGAACUCCACGCUUUAUAAAGACCCGGUGGAUCCAGCAAACUGGUUUGGGUUCAGGAAGGCUGCCACUGCUCUGGGAUACAGUAAGAAUCACCUGCUGGUUCUGCUGUUGCUGGUGUUCGAGGCGACGGUGUACCGGCACCAGGUUCAUCACUACAGGCAGCUCCAGCGCUCUCCACCCACCAUCCCCGCCAUCUUCCCCCAGGCCACACGAGACAAACUGGACCAGGGUCUGCUGCCCUGCAUCAAAUACCUGCUCAACUACAGCUUCUACAAGUUCGGCCUGGAGAUCUGCUUUUUGAUGACGGUGAAUGUGAUUGGCCAGCGUAUGAACUUCCUGGUCAUUUUCCACGGCUGCUGGUUGGUAGCGAUCAUGGUGAGGCGGCGGCGAGCGGCCAUCGCCAAAAUCUGGUCCAAAUACUGUCUAUUCCUCGUCAUCUUCAUGAUCUACCAGUACAUCCUGUGUGUGGGCAUCCCUCCGGCUCUCUGCAUUGAUUAUCCAUGGAGAUGGAAAACCUCAGUCACCAUCAACUCAGCUCUGAUCAAAUGGAUCUACCUGCCCGACUUCUACACCAUCCCCAACUCCAGAAACCUCAUCGCGGACUUCCUGCUGCUGAUGUGUGCGUCUCAGCAGUGGAAGGUGUUUGAGAACGAGAAGAAGGAGGAGUGGAUGGUGUUGGGCGGAGAGAACAACGAUAACCCCGACCCCAUGGACGGACUGCCCUUUAACCCCGCCCCCAACUUCAUCAACUGCAGGUCGUAUUUGGACAUGAUGAAGGUUCUGGUGUUCCGCUACAUGUUCUGGUUUGUGUUGGCGGUGGUGUUUGUCACGGGUUCUACUCGGAUCAGUGUGUUUGGGUUGGGGUAUCUGCUGGCCUCUUUCUUCUUCCUGCUGUUCGGAACCCGACUGCUCAUCAAACGCUCCUGCACCCGCCUGCUGAUGUGGGACUGUCUCAUCAUCUACAACGUCACUGUCAUCAUCUCCAAGAACAUCCUGUCUAUUCUGGCGUGUGUGUUUGUAGCUGAUAUGCAGGCUCGUUUCUGCUGGGUGAUUCAGCUCUUCAGUCUGGUCUGCACAGUGAAAGACUACUACGAUCCUGCGUCUCUGAAUGAUAAGGAGUGCAGUCUGCCGGUAGAGGAAGCUGGUAUUAUCUGGGACAGUAUCUGCUUCUUCUUCCUCCUGCUGCAGAGGAGAGUCUUCCUCAGCUUCUACUUCCUGCACGUGACCGCGGACCUGCAGGCUUCAGCACGCCAGGCCUCCAGGGGUUUCGAGCUGUUCAGAGCCAGCAUCAUAAAGAACAUGCGUUUCCACAAGCAGGCAGAGAAGAAAUCCAUCCAGCAGCUGAAGAACUCGAUGCAGCGAAUCCGUGAUAAACAGCAGAAGUAUAAAGAAGGUCGGAAACCAUCUGAAAGAGAAGAACAGCCGACAGAGUCUCAGGAGGAGCUGGAGAGGAAACAGAGGAAGGAGAGGAAGACCUCCAAACACAAAGAGUGGCACCGACCCUGGAUAGACCAUGCUACUGUUCUUCAUUCUGGAGAUUAUUACCUGUUUGAGUCGGACAGCGGCGAGGAGGAGGACUUCUCAAUGGGAGAGCAGAAACAACCCAAACAGACUGCCUUUCAGCUGGCGUAUCAGGCGUGGGUGAGCAGUGCUAAACAUGCUCUCCGUGAACGACAGAGGAGACAGAGAGAGCAGAGACUGGAGAGAGAGAGACAACAAGCCGGAUCACAGGCCUCAGGAGGUGAUGGAGAGGAGGCGGGGGCUGUUUUUGAGGAGCACGGGUCUCAAAUAGAAGAGGAGGAGCUGGGAGAGGAAGGGGAGGAGUCAGGUACCCGCAGCGAUACGGUGCAGAGAAUCCUGGACAUCCUAAAGUUCCUCUGGGUUCUGUUUCUGGCCAUGGUGGACGGGUUCACGCUGUGGCUCAGCAUGCUGACCAAGCAGUACGUCGACACGUCCACGGUUCUGUCUGAGGAGCGCUACAUGCUCAUCCAUAACAUUGACCAGACGUCCACCAGAGAGCCCAUGGAUGACCAGCUCUCUCAGGGCAGUGAGUCCCCCACUCUGGAGACGUGUUUAGACGAGACUGAUACUGAUGCUAAUAUCAGCGGUGCUGUCAGUUCUGCUGAGCUGGAGGAAAUCAGUGAGUUGGAUGGGGCACAGGGCCACAGCAGCACCACUCUGAGCUCCCAGCCCACCCUGCAGCUGGAGCCUGACUCACGGACCCUCCGGCGCCAGCGCCGCUCCAGAACCGCCAGCGAACUGCUCUCAGACAAACCUUACUGUAUAGAGGAGCUCGUCCACAGUCGAGAUUUCUACUCGUCUCAGAACCGUAUGCUGAAGCUCCUCUUCGCUCUCUAUAACGUUCUGGCGUGUCACUCUGAGCUGGCCUGCUACUUCAUCAUCGUCCUCAACAACGCGGUGACGGCCUCCGUCAUCUCCCUGGUCCUGCCCAUCCUCAUCUUCCUCUGGGCCAUGCUGGCCGUGCCUCGACCCUCCAAGAGCUUCUGGAUGACCGCCAUCGUCUACACAGAGGUUAUGGUUGUGGUGAAGUACUUGUUCCAGUUUGGCUUCUUCCCCUGGAACAGUGAAUACGAGACCCGGCUGAACGAGAACAAGCCUUUCUUCCCCCCGCGGAUCCUCGGCCUGGAGAAAACCGAUAACUACAUCCGCUACGACCUGCUGCAGCUGCUGGCGCUGUUCUUCCACCGCUCUCUGCUGCAGCGCUACGGGCUGUGGGAUCAUGAGGGUCCUCUGGAGGAGAAGGUCAGCCCGUCCUCAGAUCAGCAGCAGGAGAAGAAGCAGGAGGAAGUGGAGGAGACGGAUACUGGUUUAACUGAGCUGAAGGAGAAAACCACAGAGCCUGACCGAGAGUCCCUAACACACACUGAUACACACACCGAUACACACACCGAUACACACACCGAUACACACACCGAUACACACACCGAUACACACACUGAUACACACACUGAUACACUCCCGCAUACACACCCGGACCCUGAGCAGAGCGCAGAUAUAACCCCUGACCCGGACAGUUUACCCAGGGAGGAGGGCAAAAGGAAGGGAGGUCUGCUGCGCUUCCGCAGGAAGAAAUCAUCCCGCAAAGACUCUGGAGUAAAGGAGGUGAAGAAGAAGAAGGUGAAGGGGAAGCGUGGAGAGGAAGCCAGUAAAAAGAUAAAGGCUUUCGGGCUGAAACUUAAGAGCGCCUUCAUCUCUGGUGUGAGGAGUGUAUACAGGCCGACUCACAGGUUCUUCCAUAACAUCCUGCAUGCUGAGUACCGCGCUGCUACUGAUGUUUACGCUCUGAUGUUCCUCACUGAUGUGGUGGAUUUCAUCAUCAUCGUGUUUGGGUUCUGGGCAUUUGGAAAACACUCUGCGGCGGCUGAUAUCGCCUCCACGCUGUCGGAGGAUCAGGUGCCCGAGGCCUUCCUGGUGAUGCUGCUGAUCCAGUUCAGCACCAUGGUGAUCGACCGCGCCCUCUACCUGCGCAAAGCCGUGCUCGGAAAACUCAUCUUCCAGAUCAUCCUGGUGUUCGGAAUCCAUCUGUGGAUGUUCUUCAUCCUACCUGCAGUCACUGAGAGGAUGUUUAAUCAGAACUUCGUGGCUCAGCUCUGGUACUUCGUGAAGUGUAUCUACUUCACCCUGUCAGCGUAUCAGGUCCGCUGCGGAUAUCCCACACGCAUCCUCGGAAACUUCCUCACCAAGAAAUACAACCACCUCAACCUCUUCCUUUUCCAGGGCUUCCGCUUGGUGCCGUUCCUGGUGGAGCUUCGGGCCGUGAUGGACUGGGUCUGGACCGAUACCACUCUGUCCCUCUCUAACUGGAUGUGUGUGGAGGACAUUUAUGCCAACAUCUUCAUCAUAAAGUGCAGCCGAGAGACGGAGAAGAAAUACCCUCAGCCUAAAGGCCAGAAGAAGAAGAAGAUAGUGAAGUACGGAAUGGGUGGUCUCAUCGUCUUUUUCCUCAUCUGCAUCAUCUGGUUCCCCCUGCUCUUCAUCUCAUUGGUCCGAUCAGUUGUGGGUGUGGUCAACCAUCCGGUGGAUGUCACUGUAACAGUCAAGCUGGGAGGUUAUGAGCCCUUGUUUACGAUGAGUGUGCAGCAGCAGUCCAUCCAGCCGUUCACUGAAGCCGACUACAACCAUCUCACCGAGCUGUUCGGCAGCAAUGCGGUGGCGAUGCAGUUCAUUACACUGUACAGUUAUGAGGACAUUGUAACGGCCAACAUUGAGGGCAGCUCGGGGUCAGUCUGGAGGAUCAGCCCACCCAGCAGACAGGAGGUCAUAAAGGAGCUGCUGGGCAGCCCUGCGGAUAUGACCCUGCGGCUGGCCUGGAACUUCCAGAGGGACCUGAAUAAAGGCGGAACGGUGGAGAACACUUUUGAUAAGCACUCUAUUAAUUUAGAGCCUGGAAACCCAGUGAGAGCAGACCUGGCCUCUCUGCUGGUGGGGAACCGCACUGAGCCAGUUCGAGUGCCGCACAUGUUCCCCAACUACAUCAGAGCCCCCAACGGAGCCGAGGCCAAGCCGGUCAGCCAGCUGUACGAGGGAGAUGAAGAGGGCUAUCAGAACGUGACGCUGUCUCUGAUGAGGGACGGCUCUCUGAACGGCAGUGGAGCUCAGGAGUGGUGGGACAUCAGUGUUGCGGACUGUGAUCAGUCUUCAGGGGCCUGUGGGGUCUUACCCAUGAUCAUCUUCAACGACAAAGUGAGCCCACCCAGCCUGGGCUUCCUAGCGGGAUAUGGGAUCAUGGGGCUGUACGUAUCCGUGGUUCUGGUGAUCGGUAAGUUCGUGCGAGGCUUCUUCAGUGAGAUUUCUCACUCCAUCAUGUUCGAGGAGCUUCCCUGCGUAGACCGCAUCCUCAAACUCUGCACGGACAUCUUCCUGGUGCGGGAGACGGGCGAGCUGGAGCUGGAGGAGGAGCUUUACUCCAAACUCAUCUUCCUCUACCGAUCUCCAGAGACCAUGAUCAAAUGGACCCGGGAGAAGAACAAAGACUAGACUCCUCCCGUUUCCACCUGAACUACCUGUCCUUUUCAGUGCCGACUCACCUGGUGCAGGUGGGGCGGCCAUGUUCAAAGUGCCUUCGUUUAGACCGCGGCCUCCCGCACGGCCUGCUGGGAAGAGUGGAGCUUCAGUGUUAACGCUCUUCCGGGACGUGGCGCUCGUCGUGUCAUCCGACGGCUGUAAGCGAUCAUUUCUGAGCGCAGAGAUGAGCACAUAGCGAUUUCUUCUCAAUGCUGCUGAGCUAUGCUGACACAGAGAGAGAGAGAGAGAGAGAGAGAAAGAAAAAAAGAGAUAGAGAUAUAGAUAAAGAGAGAGAGAGAUAUUCAAGGCUCUCUGGAUCUGAAGCUUGGGUGAUGGAUGUAUUUUUUUUGUGUGUUCUUAGGUUUCUGUUCAUUAAGGCUGAGCCAUGCUUACGUAAUCCAAUUUCAGGCCACGCCCCCAAAGCCAGAACAGCCUUAUUGAGUGAAUGUGACCUAAUCGGCCUUAUUGGUCUGUCUGUUCUCCGCCCAUAAAUGUGUUCAUUAUUUUUUUUAAGCUACUGGUGUGAUUUUUGGACAAGCUUUACACACUGCAACAUAUGAUGUUGUCAGUUCAACCCAAUGACUUUAUAUAAUCAUGGACGGCGUGAUCCUAUUCCCUUCCAUUCUAUAGAAAUGAAGCUAGAAAUGUCCGCCAUCUUCUUUUCGCCAAUUUGCAAGUAGAAACCACAGGUGAAGCCAGACUCAUCUACUUUACUCAAUUGGUAGACCCUCCCUAGACCAAAGCGUCUCUCAGACUGCCUUCAUUGAGUUUACAGUGCAGCUGAGACAAACUGCUGAGAUGAACCGAAGCUAAUAUGAUCCAAUUUAAUGCCUGAGCUGUUGCGUAAAAGUCAGCAUAUGUUAGUGGCCAUUAAAAGAAGAUAAAAUAUCAAGUGUAUUAAACAAUGUUUGGACAAAAAGCAAAAAAGCACCUUGUCUAACUUAACUAACAUUAGCUGGCUGGCUAACAGCUAAAUUAGCUAGAUCACACCCUGGCCAUUUUAUGCUAACAUCAAUCAGACUUCAGGUGGUGCAGCAUUUAAUUAUUAUUGUCCAUUCCUUAAUUGCUUUUUAGCCUCUGCCACCUAUUGCACCUAUAUUUAAGGUGGAACAGGAAAGCUAACUAGCUCCUGAGAUGAACAAAUAGUGAUUUUUUUUUAUUUAAUGCUUGUUAUGAAGAACGUGGCCACAAAACAUUAAAACUACACAUUAAACUAUGGUUAUAUAUUGGUUAUCGUACAUUUAUAGCAAGGAAAAUACUUUAUUUAUGGGUUUCUUUGGUCGCCUGUGCCACCACCAUCUAGCCAGUCAUUGUCAUAGGCCUCUGUUUUAAAUGUGCAUCUAAAAACAAAAUCUCUGUUUAAAAAGCUCAUCUAGCCCUAAAACUUACCCCUACAUCUCCAGCCUUACAAGAACCCUACCCCUAAGCAUGCACACUCAAAACAGAUGGGGGAGGGGUGAAAUGGGAUUAAGCCUACAUGUCAGUCACUUCAUUUGGAAGUUUAGCCCCACCUUCUUAUGCUAAUAUCGCAGAAUAUUAGAAGGUUUUAAAAGAGGGAGAUAAAAAUGUGUUAAUAUCAUUUGGUUGAACUGAAUUUUUGCCAGCGCCAGUGUUCUCUAAAGCUUGUCCAACCUAGCAACAGUUGCUAUGAAUGAGUUCGUUUGUGGGCGGAGCAUGGAUAGGACAGUUCUGAUACAUCUGAUACGUUACUGUCUUCCUGAGAUUUCCUAAAAAGUAUACAAUAUGCAAAUGCAAAUAUCUCAAAAACAGCAGGAUGGGCGGAGAUUUCCUGAGAGGACCUUUUACUCACAAACACUAUUGUAAUGUAUUUGAAUUGAUGUUCUUAAUUACACUGAAUGCCACAUGUCAUGGGACAGGAAUUAGAAACAUUGUGUGCCGUGACUUUUGCCACAUCCCAUAGAAGUUACAGGAUGCUGCUGCACUGAGCUGUGGAAUAUGUGUGGGGGGCGUCUCCUGCAUUGAGUCAUUGAGAUUUGUUUGAACGGAUUUGUUGAAUGGACAAUUCUAGCCAGAUGCCACCGGUCACGAUCAUUACCACACACUGCACUGCACUACCACUGUGGGUGGUAAUGUUAGCCAUUUAUGACGUAUGUCUAGGUAUUCACAUGUGACACAGAAAUGUUUGGAAUUGGAAUGCCCCAUCUACCUGGCGCCCAUUAUCAGACCUCGCCAACGACAUCAGCGACAACCAUAAUUGACGUCACCUUGCCAUGAGCACACUGGCCAGAGCCAAACUCACUCACAAAAUAACACCUCACAAUGUAGACGAACUGUGGGCGUUUCCAAACAGUCCCCUAAUGUAACACAUCAUGAUCAAUGUACAUAAUGCUGUCCCAUGACUUUUGUCACAUCAGUGUUAUACACCAAAACUGUUUACAUACAGACUGUCUGACAGGAGGAGACUUUGGAUUGGUUAUGAUAUUUCUACUAAACGCCAAAGACUUGAAUUUACUAUAUUUAGUUGCAAUUUUUGGGAGUCAGAGCUGCGAUUUAUCGAUUUACGAGGAAAAACUUAAUGAAAACUGACACUUCAGACAAAAGUUGCUGUCUGCUAGUUUACCAUGUUGUUUCAUAUGGCAAACGUCUUUCUAGAAUAGUUUUUUUUAUAUAUGUUCUUUAGGCACCGUCCAAAAAUAAUCGGAUAUUUUUGAAAAACCAAUAAUCGGAUAUUUUUCCGUCCACACAGAUUAAAACGCUUUUAUGAGCAUGCACUAGUCCUGUAGGCUGAACCAAAAAAGGAGAAUCAAGAGGAAACGACAGAGGUUUAAUCCCAAAUUAAUUCCUAAACACUACUCCCUACAUAGUGUACGACACAAAUAAGGAAAAGAUUGACUGAUUUCAAAUCUAAACAGAGAUAUAUAUAUAUAUAUAUAUAUAUAUAUAAAUAAAACAGUAUUUAUAUAAAUAAAUAACAGUAUUUACUUCUGUUAAUGUGUUUUAAAAUCUGUACUCAUAUGCGUGUAGAUUCUACCUUACAUGGUUCACUAUGUAGGGAGUAGGAGGGUAUUUGGGAUUUAGCCAGAGUCUGACUGAGUGUUCCAACACUGUUCCAACUCUAUACUGAUUGGUCUAAUUGUGGGAUGUUUGCUUGUAUACAUGUAGCAACAUAUUUUUUUCAGAAUUUUUCCCAAAGAAAUGAAUGGCGUGGCAAAUAUAACAUCACAAUGGGUUACCAGAGCAACCACUUGAAACACCAUAGCAACAAUUUGGGAUUCCACAGCAACUGAUUCACAUGUACAGGACACCAAAAAGCAUUCAAACGCAUCCGUUUUUAAAUAUAGACGGAUAUUUCUGGACGGGGCCUUAAUUUCACUUGUCUUAUCUGCCACUUUUAAAUAGUUCGCUACAGAUGUGCCAACUAACUUAAAUCAGAGAUGGCUGGAAUUGUUACUGUAUGGACACUUAAGUGCAAAUACACAGCCUUUUGUAACUUUCUAUUUAUUCCUAUUUACAAAAUUUUCUAUUUUCAACAAAUCAAAUGUGAUCAUAGUUUUUUUUUUCUUCUUGUUUUUGUUUUGAUGACAAAUCGACAUUUUGCAAAUUUACAGUAUCUUAAAAUCAAUAAAUCUUAAAUGUUA
Molecule: messenger RNA, 11999 nt
Organism: Astyanax mexicanus (Mexican tetra)
Lineage: Eukaryota; Metazoa; Chordata; Actinopteri; Characiformes; Acestrorhamphidae
Gene: piezo1
Product: piezo-type mechanosensitive ion channel component 1
Exons: 51
Coding region: 649-8373 (2574 amino acids)
Source: RefSeq, a predicted model, not a curated record